GAGAGCGCACGUCUCUUUCUCACGAAUGUUGGGAGAAAGAUUUCGAAUUUCGAAUGAAGAUUUCACUUUUUUCAGUUUGAUUCGUAGACUGAUAAUUAUUUCGGAAGAUUUUAAAAAAGGAACGAAGACAUUCUAACUUAAAACUUGAUUCUUAAAAUAAUAUAUUUGAAUAUAAAAAUAAUUUGGAAAAAGUUAAAGUUGCCAGUGUUUUCUGUGGAUUAAAGUGUUACAGUGUUAUUGGAAUUUGUCAUAGUUUGUUUUUAUGUCCUAAUUACUUUGACAAUGCCAGCACACUCAUAAUCCAUGAUAGCCGUGACAGAACUGGAUCUCGUCGACACCCUACAAUGGAACUCUACUCAAUUAGAAACAGAACUUGUCAUCGCAAACACGGGCGGAGAAAACAACGACUCCAAUAACAAUAGGAGCGUUUACAACAUCGUUGAAGUUGAGGCGAAAGCGCCGAUACUAACGUCAAUUUGCCAGAACACUUCGAAAUUCAAUCUUAGUGAGUUGUGUGAAACAGAUGAUUAUGAUCCGUUUGAGAUUAGUGUAGUGAUAGUGCUGUGCCUGCUAAUAGUGGUAACUGUGAUAGGCAAUACUUUAAUAAUCUCGGCUGUGGUGACAACGAAGCGUUUGCGGACUGUGACAAAUUGCUUCGUGACGAGUUUGGCUGUUGCCGAUCUGUUGGUGGGCAUCUUCGUGAUGCCGCCGGCUAUUGCUGUCCAUAUAAGUGGUAAAUGGGAGCUGGGCUGGAUCCUCUGCGAUAUAUGGAUUAGCCUGGACAUCCUCCUAUGCACCGCAUCAAUCCUGUCCCUAUGCGCCAUCAGUGUCGACCGCUACCUGGCGGUGACCAGACCGCUGACCUAUUCCAGGAGAAGACGGUCCAAGAAACUGGCUCUAACGAUGAUUUUCUUCGUAUGGAUCGCUGCUGGGGCUAUCACUUGUCCACCUAUGUUUGGAUGGUACGAACCAGAUCACAACCAGGGUGGAAUCUGCCGGUACAACCAGAAUCCGGGCUACGUGGUAUUCUCAGCCAUGGGGUCCUUCUUCCUGCCCAUGGCUGUCAUGGUCUACGUCUACGCGAGGAUCUCCUGCGUGGUUGCCAGGAGACACCAGCAGCUGGCGAGCACCAGCACUAAGUGUAAUAAGAGACCAAAGUUAUCCUGCAUCAGAACCGAGUCAGACUCCGGUUCAGAUAAGCUGUCUCUUCGACAGAACAUCUCGAAACAAAUUUCGAGAAACUCUAACCAGCAAAGCGACUGUUCCUCUCAGAGCGACCAGAAAUGCCCUUGUUGUUUCCGAGCGGAAAAAAAACGACCAAAGCUCUAUAAAGCUAAAGAAAAAGAAUCGAGAUUCUACAACGAAGUUACAUUCAAGGCUAAUUUUAAAUACAAGAGUACGGGUAGACACAGAACUCAUUCUGUUAAAGAACAUAAUAUGGAGAACAAUAGAGUCUCUUCUUUGAGGAGAGAGACAAAAACUGCGCAGACUCUGAGUCUUGUGGUUGGAGGGUUUGUCGCCUGCUGGUUGCCGUUCUUCCUCUACUAUCUACUCACUCCUUUCAUUCCACAUAGUUAUGUGAACCCAGUACUGAUGUAUGUGAUGACAUGGCUCGGUUGGUUCAACUCCGCCAUAAAUCCAUUCAUAUAUGCGUUCUAUUCUCCUGAUUUUAGGUUAGCUUUUUGGAGGUUAACUAUUAAGAAAUGUAAGAGGACUAAGCGUUAGUCUAUGGUCAGUAUACUGCUGUAGUCAUUUGUUUUUUUUAGUAGAGCUGUGAUUAUGAGAGCUUUUAUGUAGACUGUCGAGUAUGUCAAACAGUGAAAAUGUUACUAAUGUUGAAAUGGCAAACAUAUUUUUCCUAAUUAAAGCACAUAAUAACGGGUUUUUACCGCGUUUAAAUGGGGAUAUGAGACUCCCGAUAUUUUGACACUGUUGCAAGUGCCAUGAUCACGGGAUGACUGAUGAGAUUCGA
Molecule: messenger RNA, 1972 nt
Organism: Pectinophora gossypiella (pink bollworm)
Lineage: Eukaryota; Metazoa; Arthropoda; Insecta; Lepidoptera; Gelechiidae
Gene: TAR2
Product: 5-hydroxytryptamine receptor 1A-like
Exons: 5
Coding region: 304-1725 (473 amino acids)
Biological process (GO): adenylate cyclase-activating adrenergic receptor signaling pathway
Cellular component (GO): membrane
Molecular function (GO): G protein-coupled receptor activity
Source: RefSeq, a predicted model, not a curated record